AUGUCAAAGAGAGGAGCAGGGGUGCGUGGGAAGGGGGAGCGACCUGAUGCCAUGGCAACUCUUCAAGCAGCCAAUGAGGAGCUGAGAGCCAAACUGACAGACAUCCAGAUAGAACUACAACAUGAAAAGAACAAGGUCAGCCGUCUGGAGAGGGAGAAGAGUCAGGAGCUGAAGGCGGAGCAUCACCGGGCGACGGUUGCCGUGACAGAGCUAAAGACCAAACUCCAUGAGGAGAAGCAGAAGGAACUGGCUGUUACCAGGGAGACGUUACUACGGCAACAUGAGAUGGAGCUAAUGAGAGUCAUCAAGAUCAAAGAUGGAGAGAUUCAACGUCUGAACGGACUGGUGCUAACACUGAGGGACGGAUCCACAGACAAGGUGAGGAGUGCCCUGCUAGCGGAGGUGGAGGAAGCAAGGAGGAGCUGGGAGGCGGAGCGGUGUCGCCUCCAGCAGGAGGUUCAGGAGCUGCGAGGAGCAAAGAGGAGUGCUGAGGAGGCUCUGACAUCAGCUCAACAGGCCUGCCAGGCCCGAGCAGCCGAACUGCGAUCAGCUCAUCACCAACACCAGGAGGAGCUGAACAAGACCAAGAGAGACUGUGAGAGGGAGAUCCGCCGACUGUCUCAGGAGGACCGGGACACUCGGAGGUUUCAGUUAAAAAUCGCAGAGCUCAGCGCUGUUGUCAGGAAGUUGGAGGAUCGAAACGCUCUGCUGUCUGAGGAACGCAACGAACUGCUGAAGCGUCUCAGGGAGGCAGAGAGUCAGUUUCUUCCUCUUCUUGACAAAAACAAACGUCUGAGCAGGAAGAACGAGGAGCUGGCUCUCGCGGUGCGUCGUCUCGACAACAAGCUUCGCUUCGUCACCCAGGAGAACAUGGAGAUGGUAACUAUGAGGAGACCGAGUUCUUUAAACGACCUGGACCGAAGUCAUUCCACCAGUUACCAUGGUUACAGUCAGGAUGAGAGAGAGAUGGAGUUUCUACGGUUACAAGUUCUGGAGCAACAACACAUCAUCGACGACCUGUCCAAGGCUCUGGAGACGGCUGGUUAUGUAAAGAAUGUUAUAGAGAGAGACAUGUUGCUGAGAUACAGACGUCAGGAAUCAGUGAGGAGGAAACGAACCUUCAGAGCCUGCAGGGUUAGUGUCAUAGAGACGUUCUACGGUUAUGAUGAAGAGGCGUCGGUGGACUCUGACGGAUCAUCCUUGUCGUUCCACACUGACAGAACUCCAGACACUGAACCAGAUGAGGUGUGUGUGCGUGAGGAGUCGGAAUUCCGUUACCGCCAGCUGACUCAGGAGUAUCAGGCGCUGCAGCGAGCGUACGCUCUGCUGACAGAGACGAGCGGAGGACACUACGACCCUGAGAAGGAGAUCAAGGUCAGGGAUGUGAAGUGGGUGGAGGAGAAGCAGGCGUUGUAUCAGAGGAAUCAGGAGCUGGUGGAGAAGGUCAAGCAGAUGGAAGGGGUCGAGCUGAAGCUGGAAAACGACAUUCAGGACGUCAAAGAUCAAAACGAGCUGCUGGAGUUCAGGAUCUUAGAGCUCGAGGAAAGGGAGCGACGCUCACCUGCCAUCAACUUCCAACAACUUCAUUUCCCAGAAGGCCUCAGUCCUCUCCAGAUCUACUGUGAGGCAGAGGGAGUCGCUGACAUUGUGAUCAGUGAACUGAUGAAGAAGUUGGACAUUCUGGGAGAUAACGCCAAUCUGUCCAAUGAGGAGCAGGUGGUGGUGAUCCACGCCCGGACUGUUCUUACUCUGGCUGAAAAGUGGUUGGAGUCCAUUGAAGUGACGAAGUCGGCUCUGCAGCAGAAGAUGUUGGACAUCGAGAGUGAGAAGGAUCUGUUCAGUAAACAGAAGGGUUACCUGGACGAAGAGUUGGACUACAGGAAGCAGUCGAUGGACCAGGCUCAUAAGAGGAUCCUGGAGCUGGAGGCCAUGUUGUUUGAGGCUCUGCAGCACGAGGAGGAGUCCAAAAUGGAGGGAUUAAAGAUGGAGGAGGGUCAUCUGUCUGAAACACUGACGGAGACAGAGAGGGAGGGGCUUAGGAGAGCAAUGGACCAAUGGAAACGAACUUUGAUGUGCGAGCUGAGAGAAAGAGAUGCACAGAUCCUCCGAGAGAGGAUGGAACUGCUGCAGCUCACACAACAGAGGAACAAGGAGCUGGAGGAGUGUAUAGAAGCACAGAAGCGACAGAUCAAAGAGCUGGAAGAAAAGUUUCUAUUUCUGUUUCUAUUCUUCUCGUUGGCCUUUAUUCUCUGGUCCUAACAGCAGCCGUGUCUGCAGGCCUCCAGAGUCCAGCAGCUGAACAGCCAGCAGGCUCGGCUCAGUCCAGAUCAGACCAAACGACAAGAGGAUUCAGAAGGAUUCAGGGUUUUGAAUCAGCAAUGUACUGAGUGAGGCAUGUUGGCUUCACUGCCACAAUGACCUGCCUCUGGCUGCCGUCAGCCAAUCAGAGCAGAGCCCAUCUGUCAGCUGACUCCAGACCUACACCAUCACACCUCACUGACGAAGACAAGGAUGGUUUCCACGACAACUGUUGUGUUUCAGAGUAAAAACCACAACCAGCAACAUGCUAACGAGCUUCCAGUUAGCUACUGUUUACCAGGAAGUUUUGGUUGAGACCCCCGACGUACAGCCGACAAACAUAUUCUGGCCUUGGGAGGCAGCUGGAACAAAGUGGUGCUGGACUUCAUUCACUGUUAGCUAGGCUAGCUCUCCAUACAGUGUUAGCUCAGCUAGCCCUACUUCAUAUAGUGUUAGCUCAGCUAGCUGGACGUCAUACAGUGUUAGCUCAGCUAGCUGGACUUCAUUCAGUGUUAGCUUAGCUAGCUGGAUGUCAUACAGUGUUAGCUCAGCUAGCUCUCCUUCAUACAGUGUUAGCUCAGCUAGCUGGACAUCAUACAGUGUUAGCUCAGCUAGCUGGACAUCAUACAGUGUUAGCUCAGCUAGUUAUCCUUCAUACAGUGUUAGCUCAGCUAG
This is a messenger RNA of Epinephelus moara (kelp grouper), 2973 nucleotides long. It is a transcript of the gene jakmip3, whose product is annotated as Janus kinase and microtubule interacting protein 3. The transcript is spliced from 22 exons. Gene Ontology annotation, molecular function: kinase binding; microtubule binding. NCBI's taxonomy places the organism in Eukaryota, Metazoa, Chordata, Actinopteri, Perciformes, Serranidae. The record is from RefSeq and is a predicted model, not a curated record. Bases 1 to 2259 code for a protein of 752 amino acids.